AUGCCAAAUUAUGUCAAGUUUCUGAAGGAGAUUCUAUCUAAGAAAAGUAAAUUGAAAGAUUAUGAGACGGUCAUGCUAACAGAGGAAUGUAGUUCAAUCAUUCAAAGCAAGAUGCCACCAAAAUCCAAAGAUCCAGGGAGUUUUACUAUUCCUUGUAAUAUUGGCAAUGUAGAAUUUACUAAAGCUUCGUGUGAUCUUAGUGCAAGUAUUAAUUUAAUGCCUUUCUCUCUUUGUAGAAAAUUGGGGUUAAGUGAAAUUAAGUCUAUAAUUAUUUCACUACAGCUUACAAACCGCUCAUUCACUUACCCGAGGGGUAUAGUUAAAGAUGUGCUGGUGAAGGUUGAUAAGUUCAUUUUUCCAGAAGACUUUCUUGUGCUUGACAUGAAAGAAGAUAGGGAGGUGCCUCUCAUAUUAGGUCGGCCAUUCCUUGCUACUAGAAAAGCAUUGAUUGAUGUACCUGAAGGUAAAUUAACUCUUAGGGUUGGCCAAGAGGAGGUAACUUUCAAUUUUUUUAAUGAUUCUAAAUUUCCUUCAAAGAAAGAUGAAUGCUUUAGAAUUGAUAUGGUGGAUAAAUGUCCAAGAGAAGUUUUUGUUGAGCCUGAAAUUAAUUUGAAAGAUAUUUUUAAUGACAAUUCUAUUGAGGAAAAUUGA
This is a messenger RNA of Hevea brasiliensis (rubber tree), 651 nucleotides long. RefSeq lists its product as uncharacterized. NCBI's taxonomy places the organism in Eukaryota, Viridiplantae, Streptophyta, Magnoliopsida, Malpighiales, Euphorbiaceae. The record is from RefSeq and is a predicted model, not a curated record. The coding region runs from base 1 to 651 and encodes 216 amino acids. The transcript has a single exon.